Messenger RNA from Beauveria bassiana ARSEF 2860, 1098 nucleotides. RefSeq lists its product as uncharacterized. The record is from RefSeq and is a predicted model, not a curated record. NCBI's taxonomy places the organism in Eukaryota, Fungi, Ascomycota, Sordariomycetes, Hypocreales, Cordycipitaceae. Gene Ontology annotation, biological process: late endosome to vacuole transport via multivesicular body sorting pathway. Bases 1 to 1098 code for a protein of 365 amino acids. The transcript has 2 exons. Gene Ontology annotation, cellular component: multivesicular body.
AUGGCCGAGCCUCUCCCCGCCGCGUUCAAGAUACCCGAAAUCAGUCGAUUCAUCAACCGCGCCAAUCAGCUCCGUGCGGUCAAGCCCGCCAUUGCCUACUGGUGCGAGUACCACGCCGUCAACCAGAUUGUCGGCAAGAGCCUGCACACGACCGACGACGAAUGCUUCAACUUUACGCGGACGCUGAUUGAGCGCCUCGAGGCGACCAAGGCCGAGCGCGCCGACGAUGAUGCCAUCACCGACAACACUGCGGGGCAAGCAUACGUGGAGAUGUUUGCCCAGGAGACGUUUGACCGCGCAGAGAGAACCAUGCGCGCCAACAGGGUAACCAGGCAAACCGCCGACACGUUCGACGCCGCCGCCACCUUUUUCGACCUUACCCGGGAAUGGGGCACUCCAGAGCCAGAAACGCUGCAAAAGAUCAAAUUCGCAAAGUGGAACGCCGCGCGCAUCCUCAAGGCCAUUCGUCAAGGCGAUGAUCCCAACGAGUCCAACCCCAAGGCCCCCGAGCCCGAACCUGAAGAUCCAGCCGAGGUCGAGCUCGACCCCGCGACGCACGACGCAUCGACAAGUAUGCAGCCAUCGGCGCGGCAAGCCUCUGUAGAAGAUGCGCCAGAUGAAGGUGAUCUCUUGCCCUCGGUCCCUCACACGAUGGCGACCGCUACGGACGCUGGUGGCUUCCCACCAGCCGCACCAGCCGUGACGACACCCGAGCCUCCUUUUGUUCCACCCCCAAGCAACCUGUCACCACCCUCCUCGAGGCCGCAAGUGCCUCCUCAGCCCUCGCCACAGAUACCGACCAAGAUCACCACCGAGAAUAUACCCUCACCUGAGCCUCUACCGACGCAGCCAAGAGAGGCAGCUACGCCAAUGGUUCCUCCGCCGGUAGCCUCCGCACCAGCUCCCAUCCCGUCCCCGGCUCCAGCUCCUGCCGCGGCCCCAGCCGCGGCAUACGCGACGACGACUAAUAUACACCACAAGGAUCUCAACCAAGCUCAGAAGCACGCGAAAUGGGCUAUUUCAGCCUUGAAUUUUGAUGACGUGCCCACCGCAGUGAAAGAGCUGCGGAAUGCGCUGGCCAUGUUGGGUGCUCAGUAG